AUGGCUUCCAACUCGUUCAGAGACUCCAUCAACUCUCUGGGCUGGUCGCGCCGCGAUCAGGAUGUCCCCGUCAACACGUCGCAACAGACUGGUCUGCUAUCAUCUAUCAAGUCUUUCAACCCGUUUGGGAACAACAGCUACAUUCAGCUCCCGACGACCGAGGGAGCAGGAGCCCCCUUGCCCGCUGCCAGUAGAAGAGAAGAGGAGGAAGGCUUUGCUACGCUGAGUCGAUGGGACCGGUUGCUCAUCUUCGGUGCCUGCAACCUGGGCGCGCUCGCUUGCUUCGUCAUCUGCUUCGCCCUGUUCCCAGUGCUGUCCCUGCGACCGCGCAAGUUUGUAAUUCUAUGGACACUUGGUUCCCUCCUGUUCCUGGCCUCCUUUGCGGCCGUCAUGGGCCCUAUGGCUUACGCGCGCCAUCUUAUCUCCGGGCCUCGCCUGCCUUUCACCGCGGCUUACUUUGGGUCGCUCUCGCUGUCGCUUUACUUCUCUCUCGGUCUUCACAGCACCUUCCUCACCCUCAUCUCAGCUCUCAUCCAGCUGGCAUGCUUGCUUUGGUAUCUGGUCAGCUACUUCCCAAUGGGAUCCAGCGGCUUGCGAUUGGCAACGACAUUUGGAGCGAGAAGAGCAGCGGCUUGGAUGUCUGGCUAA
This is a messenger RNA of Colletotrichum karsti, 648 nucleotides long. RefSeq names its product golgi traffic protein. NCBI's taxonomy places the organism in Eukaryota, Fungi, Ascomycota, Sordariomycetes, Glomerellales, Glomerellaceae. The record is from RefSeq and is a predicted model, not a curated record. Bases 1 to 648 code for a protein of 215 amino acids. Gene Ontology annotation, biological process: vesicle-mediated transport. The transcript has 4 exons. Gene Ontology annotation, cellular component: membrane.